AUGUAUUAAGACUAGAUAUCCUUGGCUGACUUUGUAUUAUAGGAAGCAAGAGAAAAAUGCUUUGAGAUUGAAGUUAAGGCAUUUAAACAAUUUGAGAAUGAGAAAAAGCUAAUAGUGGAGAGGGAGAAGGCAAACAUUCAGGAAGAAAUCAAUACAAAGUUUAAGAAGAAGGCAUAAUAAGAAAGAAUUAAACAUAGUGCUCUUGUGAAUGGGGCAAGGAUGAGACUGAUGAAUGCGAGGAAUUAAGCAUUAAUGAAGAUCUAUUCUGAUUCAUAAUACUAAAUCUAUAAGAUGAUUAGAUAGGACGAGCGAUUUUAUGAAGAAUUGCUCAAGAAUUUGAUUGUGCAAGGGUUAAUUAAAUUAUUUGAACAUGAGGUUGUAAUUAGAUGUUUACAUCGAGAUAUCAGACACGUUAAGAAUGUGACGGAAGAUGCCAUCGCUGAAUUUCAGGAUAUCUUGAGAAAAGAAUUAAAUGGACUUGAGUUCGAAGUCAAAAUAGAUGUGGAUGAGGAUAAAUGUUUGGAUGAGAGAAUUCUCUUAGAUAAUUCCUUAAAGGGAGUUCAAGACUAUUCCUUACAAGAAUCUGCCUCUGAGGUUAUUUCUAAAACAGAGAAUGAUAAGAAAUGUUUUGGGGGAAUAUUAAUGACUAAUAAGGACGGUCUGAUCGUUUGCAAAAACACAUUGGAUGUCAGAACAGAUUAAACAUUUUAAGACUCAUUACCAAUAAUUAGGAGUGCAUUAUUUGGAAAGUGA
This is a messenger RNA of Paramecium tetraurelia, 753 nucleotides long. RefSeq lists its product as uncharacterized. Gene Ontology annotation, biological process: proton transmembrane transport. Gene Ontology annotation, molecular function: proton-transporting ATPase activity, rotational mechanism. The record is from RefSeq and is a predicted model, not a curated record. NCBI's taxonomy places the organism in Eukaryota, Ciliophora, Oligohymenophorea, Peniculida, Parameciidae. The transcript is spliced from 4 exons. Gene Ontology annotation, cellular component: proton-transporting two-sector ATPase complex, catalytic domain.